This is a messenger RNA of Tuber aestivum (summer truffle), 2791 nucleotides long. NCBI's taxonomy places the organism in Eukaryota, Fungi, Ascomycota, Pezizomycetes, Pezizales, Tuberaceae. The record is from the annotation of a GenBank genome assembly.
AGAUGCUGUUCCGUCCGGCCUCCAUCACCCAAAGUCAUUGAAGCGGAGCCUUAAGAGCGCAUAUUUUGCAGAUGGCACGGAAAUCCCUGGGCUCAAGGAGCACCUGGGACGGGAGGAACACAAUUUUCUCGAUCUUGAGGAAUUCGUUUGGAAGGAUGAGGUGGAUCACAGGGUUGCGCCAAAUAUCCCGCAUACUACCCCUCCCGUUGCCGGGGGCUCCCCAGAGCCCAAAGAGGCCGAGGAGGAGCAGGUUAGCAGUGUUGGUGAGCUAGAUGGUUCUUUGGAAGAGAAUGUGGAGAUUCGUGAGGCAUUGUAUGCCGAGUUUGCCAUGGCUCAUGAAAUUGGAAUCGCGUUGGGAUCGCCGCCCGUAGUCGAGCGGAGGCUUGAGUUUGCACUGGAUCCAGAAUACGAUACCUCAGGGGACGAUAAGAGUGUGAAUAGCAUUGUGAGUGCGAAGAGCAUCAAGAGCGAAAUGAGCGAGGGAGUUGGCGAAACGUACCAAUCCGAGCCCGCCCUGGAACCUGAGCCUGAGCCGGAGUCAGAGUCUGAAUAUGAGUCAGAACCCGAGCACUCCAUCCCGGGUGCAUUCAAGGAUGAGGAUGAAGUGCUCGCGGAGAUCAAUGGUCUUAAAAAGAAGGGCAAGGGCAAAGGCAAGGGCAAAGCUAAGGCAGAGGGGGUUACAAUUGCCCAGGAAGAAACACAUUCCAAAGAGAGCACAAUACGAGUAGAGGAGGAGGGUGGGGAUGAGGACGAGAUUGGUCAGUAUCCUGCCCCGGGAGCGAUCGUAGGCAAGGAAAGAAUCAAUGGCGCCGGCGGAAGAAAAGUGACGCCUUGGCCAACGCCACGAAUGAUGUCUUUUCGAUCUUCUUUGGAAGAUGUCGAAGGGGAAACAACCGAUUCUCCAGAAUCCGUUGGGGAGCCAGCUGAGGAAAUUGCCGAGAAGGCCGCCAGCGAGGAAGCAGCCGAAACGGAAAGCGCAGGUACCGACGAGAACGAUUAUAGCGAUGAGGAAGGGGAUAGUGAUGAAGUCUUUUACGAUGCUGAGGAGGGUGGACUCGCAUCCCCUCCCAUAUCUCCCAUCUCGCGAUCAUACUCCCACUCUCGGCAUGCUGAACUCGAGAAUCUUGCGAGAACCCCCAGAUCACCCAGAUCCCCCAAGUCUCCGAAGUCUCCUCGGGGGAACAAGGUGGGCCUCGUUCUUGUUCAGUCCGCAUCUGCUGCUUCUGCCUCUGGCUCUAGCCCCAGUUCGCCCAACUCGCCUGAGCAUCCUGAAACCCCAAAGAAAAUCCCUCUUCCACCAUCUGGCCCGCCAGCCCUUAACGUAAUACCGGCAACUCCGGUCCCGUCCAAGUCCCCCGCAGCAGAGGCCAAAAAACAGCUCGGUAAUCCUCCCCCCUCCCUUCCCCACCGCAAGCCAACCGGUGGGGUCCAGACCCUGAAGAACUCCCAGGAUCCCGCCUCCCCAACCAAGCCCCCAGUCCCCGUUCCCAAACGUUCGACCUCAUUCUCCAUGUCUGGCACCCCUAAAGUGCCUCGCCGCCCCUCCGUUUCUAGUCAGCCCAAGCACAUGCGUGAAUCUAAACUUCACCCGUGGUGGCGACCCCGUCACGGUAGUCCUAACGACGCAGAAGGUGCAGGCCUUUCGCGCACUAUCUCUGCACCGCAUAUAUCUGCCUACGCACAGGAACUACACAGAACCGAGUCUACUACGAGCAUCGGAAAGAAGCGCAUGGCGAAGCCGAUCAGAGGGACGAAAUUCCAGAUCGAGUUUAUCGGAGUGGACACGAUUAAGGAGAAGGGAGGAGUACUAAAGGAAAAGCUCAACACGGGGAGUGGAGCAAUGAAGAGGAAAUUUUCCCUCAAGAAGAGGCCUACAAAUGUUUGAUUUAAUUUUUUUUCUCCCCCAACACCUAUUGUUUCCCAUACGCUCCCCCAACUUAGGUGUAUUUUGCAUUGAUCUGGAGUUGUUUCUUUUUCCACCUUUUCCCGUUGUUGCAUUGAUUAUUUUGCCUGUCUCUUUUUGAAAAUAUCUCGUAAUUUCAUUUUUCUUAUAGCACUUGAGACGGGUAGGAUUGGUUACAGAGCAAGCGUAGCGAUAGCACAGGAUUGGAUGGUGUUUCAUGGUAUUAUUCAUCUUGGAUAUCGGGGUUUCUUUUUAUUUUACUUAAAUCUCCUGCAAUUUUAUGACGAUGUGAUGUACGUUACGAUAUGACUAAAAGGAGGUAGCUAGUCUACAAUUGAUGAAUCCUGAAGUCUACGGCAUUAAGUUUUGGAUGGGUGCAGAGGUCCUGGUGACGGGGAUGGUGACUUAGUACAGCGUGGUUCAAGUACCGGUAUGUUGUUGGGUUUUCUUGAUAGUUCGCCGAGUAUCCGGAUGUCUCGGCGCGAAAGUGUCCAAAUUUACGCCUAGGUGCUCUAUAAAAUUUAUUGGCGUCAAGGCAUCCUGAUACUUUAUGAACUGUCAAGUAGCUGCAUGUUUGGAAGAUUUUGUCGAGUUGCCAGCAUUAUCUCCCAUUAGGAGCAGAUUACAAGCCGGGCAUUGAUAUGACCACAUCUCAUGCUCGUCUCGUCAUUGCUAUCGAACCCAAGGUGGCCCAUCUUCACCCUACCCUACGAGCACUGUACGUCCUAUCAUACUCGUAUUACCGGUAUUAACCCAUCCUCAGCCAAAGGCCCAACUACGCAGGAGAUCAGUGCUCUGGUUGAAAAACCGAGUGAUGGAGGCCGAGUCUUGGCAUUCCUUCUCCACCUCCGUUCUGAGAACUGCACGGAAUAGUAGUAUACAUCAUCC